This is a messenger RNA of Aspergillus glaucus CBS 516.65, 780 nucleotides long. RefSeq lists its product as uncharacterized. The record is from RefSeq and is a predicted model, not a curated record. The transcript is spliced from 2 exons. The coding region runs from base 1 to 780 and encodes 259 amino acids. NCBI's taxonomy places the organism in Eukaryota, Fungi, Ascomycota, Eurotiomycetes, Eurotiales, Aspergillaceae.
AUGGAAUUCCCUGCACCCAAUAUUGAGACAAGUUCCGAAAGCGAGGUAGAAGAUACUGGUGAUUCAACGUUUUAUCCCAGUAUCUCGGACGCUCUCACCGUUAGAUAUCUGCUGCAAUGGAAGGUUGUGGCGGGUGGGAUUCCGCCUGAGAUUGCGGAUAUGAUUAUCGAGGCGGCUGAGUACUGGGCGUCGACGGAAGUGAAGAUAGACCAUAAGAUUGUCGUUAGACAGGAUGCGGACCGGGAACUGCUGAGGACGGUGCCGCUGUGUCAUGAGAAAACAUCAGAUGGAUCGUUAUCCAAGCUCCUUCCGCAUCGACUUGCCCACCCCUGUCGAAAGAUCGUCUUUAACCUGGACUGUCACGACCAAGGCUGGGGAGGAGAGCCAGGAUGCAGAGGUACAUACCGGGGGUCGCAUACCUGGUUCAAUGCCGAAGUCGUUCCAUUGGAAAACGAACACGAAGAGGUUAGGAAGGCUGGGACAAAACCAGGCGAACCGAAUUUCAUGGCCAACGGGAACAAACUACAGUCCAACUUGGCUGCCACAGUGGAAACCAAGCACUAUACUACCACCUGGCAUCAUUUGGACGCCAUCGAACCCGGAACUCCCGAGGCAGAAGAGAUCGAACAAGCUCAAGGCCGUGGACAGGCGACUCUAGAUGGACGACGGGUGCGAGAAAUGCGGCCGGGCGAUUCGAUUUCGGUCUGGGGACGAGCGAGGUUUGGGGGAUGGGCGAAUCAUGUCCAAGGGUUAAGCGUGCGAGUUUUCUGGGCAGUAUGA